This is a messenger RNA of Aspergillus puulaauensis, 1248 nucleotides long. It is a transcript of the gene KES1, whose product is annotated as OSBP family protein. Gene Ontology annotation, biological process: piecemeal microautophagy of the nucleus; endocytosis; exocytosis. The record is from RefSeq and is a predicted model, not a curated record. Gene Ontology annotation, molecular function: oxysterol binding. Gene Ontology annotation, cellular component: membrane; cytosol; intracellular membrane-bounded organelle. The transcript is spliced from 4 exons. NCBI's taxonomy places the organism in Eukaryota, Fungi, Ascomycota, Eurotiomycetes, Eurotiales, Aspergillaceae. Bases 1 to 1248 code for a protein of 415 amino acids.
AUGUCUUCCAAGGAAGCUGGAUCCGGCUUGUCAAGCCAGAAUAAAACUACGUGGUCGAGUUUUCUCAAGUCAAUCGCUUCUUUCAACGGCGACCUCUCUUCCUUGACCGCACCCCCCUUCAUCCUUUCUAGUACCUCUUUGACCGAAUACUCUGCCUACUGGGCUGAGCACCCCGCCCUGUUCGUCGCCCCAGCACAAGAAACCGACCCUGAGAAGCGAGCCCUCGCCGUUCUGAGAUGGUUCCUCAGCACCCUUCGCCAGCAGUACUGCAGCCGCAGCGAAAAACUGGGUAGCGAGAAGAAGCCUCUGAAUCCGUUCCUCGGAGAGCUCUUUAUUGGCAAGUGGGAUGGCGAUGAAAACGUGGGCGAGACCAGCUUGAUCAGUGAACAAGUUAGCCACCACCCCCCGGCGACUGCCUACGCGAUUCGGAACGAGAAACAUGGUGUUCAGCUGCAAGGAUACAACGCCCAGAAGGCCUCGUUUUCCAGCACUAUUUACGUCAAACAGAUCGGCCAUGCCUUGUAUACCGUUACCCCGCCUUCUGCAGACAAGAACGACCCAUCUCAGCAAGAGAAAUAUGUUAUUACCCUCCCGCACCUCCACGUCGAAUCGCUGAUCUACGGAACACCAUUCAUGGAGCUCGAAAAAUCGACCUACAUCGUCAGCAACACCGGCUAUACCUCAAAGAUCCACUACUCGGGCAAGGGCUGGCUGAGCGGCAAGAAAAACACCUUCACCGCUAGUCUAUACAAGGAGAGUGAGGGCGAAAAGAAGCCUCUAUAUACCGUUGAAGGCCAAUGGUCCAACUCCUUCACCAUCAAGGACGCCCGGGCCAAGAAAGACGUCGAGACCCUGGCAGUGAGUGAGCUGAAAACCACCCCGCUCACCCUCGCGCCCAUCGAAGAACAAGACCUCUACGAAAGCCGCCGCGCCUGGCGCGACGUCGCAGCAAACAUCGAAACCGGAAACAUGGAUGCGGUCUCUACAGCCAAGGGCAAGAUCGAGAACGCGCAGCGCGAACUCCGCAAGGUCGAGAAAUCCGAGGGCCGCGAAUGGGAGCGUCGCUUCUUCGACCGUGUCGAGGAGAACUCCGACCCAGAAUUCCUGGAUCUUGCACGGAAGGCUGGCCUCACCUCUUUGGAGAGCGACAAGACAGGCGGCGUGUGGCGAUUCAACGCAGAGAAGGCGGCUGGUGCGAAGCCUCCCUACCACAAGAUUGGUGGCGAGGGUCUGGGUGUGCCGCAGUGA